Molecule: messenger RNA, 4083 nt
Organism: Centropristis striata (black sea bass)
Lineage: Eukaryota; Metazoa; Chordata; Actinopteri; Perciformes; Serranidae
Product: inactive dipeptidyl peptidase 10-like
Exons: 27
Coding region: 545-2926 (793 amino acids)
Biological process (GO): proteolysis
Molecular function (GO): serine-type peptidase activity; dipeptidyl-peptidase activity
Source: RefSeq, a predicted model, not a curated record
UUGUCCUUUUAUACCUUUAGUUAAAAUACCCUUUGAUGUAUUAUCUGAGACUAAAACACCAGAAAUGAUCCAGUAUCUUAAUAAAACAUAAACACAGCUGAUACUUUCUUAAUUAACAGUUUGUUCAUUAACUGUCUUUAUUUUAAGUGUUUCUGUGGACAUUAAUCCUGUUAAAACUACUUUUACUGAGCCACAAAUAUAGAAGGUGACACCGGAUGUGUAAAUUAAUAAGAAAAUAAAAGCCUAUCACAAAAAAAUGAUCAAAUAUUAAUGUAUUAUUUAAUGGGCCUUUAAUGUCUCUGAUGAUAUUCUCCUAAAGAAAACAUCACUCAGGAGCAGAUUAAUAGAUUAAUAAUAUUAAAUAGAGACGUGGACUUUACCAGAAAUAGACACGCUGCGCUUUAUUGUGAAAGUCUGGGCCGGAAGUCGUGCCGGUGGUGAGUCCCGGUAGCUUCCCGCUGGUCUAAAUACCGAGCCGACGCUCCGGGAUGAUUACCGGGAGACUCGCUCCACCAGCCGGACUACACAGACCAGGAUCCGGAUCAUGACGGCGGCCAAAGACCCGAACAAGAAGCCCAAAGAGGGCCAGCAGGACGAGGAGUUUGUGGACGUCAGCCCUCCUCAGAGGAACUGGAAGGGCAUCGCCAUCUCUCUGCUGGUGAUCGUGGCGGUGUGUUCUCUCAUCACCAUGUCGGUGGUGGUCCUGACGCCCGCCGAGCUCCCCGGCAGCAGCAAGUCCAGACUGACCGUCUCAGACCUGUACCGACCCGAGUUCAGAGUCCACGACCCCGAGGCGACCUGGGUCAGCGACUGGGAGGUGGUGUACAGGAACCGUGACGGACACGUCAUCAAGUUUAACUUCAACACCAACGAGACAGAAGUCAUCGUCACCAACAACACCUUUGCGGCCUUCAAGGUGGAGAAGUUUUCUCUGUCUGCAGAUCUGAAGUACGCUCUGUUCGCCUACGACCUCAAACAGCUCUACAGAUAUUCCUACACGGCGUCUUACAUCGUUUACAACAUCUACACCAGGGAGGUGUGGGAGCUGAACCCUCCGGAGGUUCAGGACGCCGUCCUGCAGCACGCCGCCUGGGGCCGCCAGGGACAGCAGCUGAUCUACGUGUUUGAGAACAACAUCUACUACCAGUCUGACGUGAAGAGCAACUCUCUGAGGAUCACGUCUUCAGGGCUGGAGGGCGUCGUCUUCAACGGGCUGGCCGACUGGCUCUACGAAGAGGAGGUCCUGGGGUCCCACCUGGCUCUCUGGUGGUCCCCUGACGGAGAGCGUCUGGCCUUCCUGACCAUCAACGACUCUCUGGUCCCCAACAUGGUCCUUCCCCAGUUCACGGGCAGCUCGUACCCCCGAGGCCUCCAGUACCCCUACCCCACGGCCGGACAGACGAACCCCAGCGUCAAACUGUCAGUGGUCAACCUGGUCGGAGCCCCACACACUCAGGAGAUACGGUCCCCAGACCAGCUGAGACACAGUGAUUUCUACGUGUCGAUGGUCCGAUGGGUCGGCGUCUCUCACCUCGCCGUCCGCUGGAUCAACCGUUCCCAGAAUGCAUCACUGCUGACGCUGUGUGACGCCGCCGUCGGAGUCUGUCAGCAGAGACUGGAGGAUUCUUCAGAGACGUGGCUCUCGCUGCAGAGAAACGAACCUCUGUUCUCUGCCGACCGGAGCCGCUUCUUCCUCACGCUGCCGGUGAGACAGGGAGGACACGGAGACUACAACCACAUCACCAUGGUUACCAGGAAGCUCCGCAGUGAUCAGGACGAGGUCCGGUACCUGACGUCUGGCGGCUGGGAGGUGACCCGGAUCCUUUCCUACGAUGAAAACAACCAGAUGGUAUACUUCCUGAGCACAGAGGAGUCAGCUGAGCAGAGACACCUGUACAGCGUGUCGACCCUGGGCCUGUUUCCUCGCCGCUGCCUGACUUGCGGCCUGAAGGACGAGUGUUUGUUCUGGGACGCCGCCGUCAGUCCGGACGCUCAGCACGCCGUCCUGCACUGCAAAGGUCCUGGAGUUCCCGCCGUGCUGCUGCUGAGCUUCGAUGACGUCGACUCAUAUUUCGUCCUGGAGAACAACGUUCCUCUGAGAGCAGCGCUGCAGGACCGGAGGACGCCACAGACAGAAACCAGGACCAUCAGCAGCCAUAACUACGAUCUCCGUCUGAAGCUGUCUUACCCUCCAGACUUCUCAGAGUCUCUGCUGUACGGCGUUCUGCUGAUUGUCGGCAGCUCUCCUGGUCAGCAGCAGGUGACGGAUGAGUUCAGACUGGACUGGGACUCGGUGCUCGUCGAGUCGGACCAGGUCAUCGUCGCCCGGCUGGACGGCCGCGGGUCGGCCUGCAGGGGUCAAAGGAUGUCCCAGCAGCUCCAUCACAGACUGGGCUCCGUGGAUACUGAGGACCAGACGGCUGGUCUGGAAUUUCUGACCAAGCUGCCGUUCAUCGACCCAACUCGUGUCGGAGUCUUCGGAGAGGACUACGGAGGUUAUCUGACUCUGAUGAUGCUGAAGUCGACGGAGAAGCUGAUCAGAUGUGCUGCAGCUCAGAGUCCCGUCACCGACUGGACCAUGUACGCGUCGGCGUUCUCAGAGAGAUACUUCGGCUCGCCUUCAGAUGACGAGAACAGGUACCAGGCGUCCAGAGUCCUGACCAACAUGAAGAGUCUUCAGGGAGGAAGUCUGUUUCUGUCUCACGGCACGGCGGACGCUAACGUUCACUUUCAGCACUCAGCAGAACUCAUCAAACACUUGAUCAAGAUCGGAGCCAACUACACCAUGCAGAUCUACCCAGACGAGGGACACUUCCUGUCCCGACGCAGCCGCCUCCAGCUGACUCAGUCUCUGGUCGGAUACUUCAGAGGAUGUCUGCUCGACUCGGCGUCGCUGCUGGAGACGCAGCGGCGGGACGACGACUGAGACGCUCUCAGUGUGUGUUUUCUACCUGUAACUCACGUCUGACGGACACAACGAGCUUCUCAACACAUCAACACAUCAACACAUCAACACAACAACACAUCAACACAACAACACAUCAACACAUCAACACAACAACAGAUCAACACAUCAACACAACAACACAACAACACAUCAACACAACAACACAUCAACACAUCAACACAACAACAGAUCAACACAUCAACACAUCAACACAUCAACACAACAACACAUCAACACAACAACACAUCAACACAUCAACACAACAACAGAUCAACACAUCAACACAUCAACACAUCAACACAACAACAGAUCAACACAUCAACACAACAACAGAUCAACACAUCAACUUCUGUUUCAACGAAGCUCCCAAACAUUUAUCAUUCUACUAAAUGUGGAGAUAAAACAACAAAUCACAUCUCAGUCAGUCUGGAAACAAGUUCACUGUAUUUCUGUUAGCAUUGAUAUUAAUAAUUAUUUAUAUUAAUAAUAAUUAAUAAUCUAACAAUAUUCCUUCUGUCAGCAUAAAAUGAAACAUUGAAUAUUCAUGGAUAAAGUCACAAAACUGAAACAUUCCUUUUACCAGUCGUUCUUUAGAGACUGGAGCCGUUUAAAAGGCUUUACAGGUGAAAAAUAUUUAUUAAAAAACUGGAAAUUAAUUACAAAAGAGGGAGUAACUGAUAACUGAUCCUGUGAAGGUGAUUAUUCUUAUAAUUAUUAUUGUUAUGAUCAAAACAUUGUAACUGAAGCCGUUCAGUGUUUCAUGUUUCAUCUCGUAUGUUCGAUUUGUUUUACAGAUUUAUUUAGAAAAUAAUCAUACAAAACUAUUUAUUACACUUUAGUAUUUAUUUAUUCUUUUAUUUAUUGACCAGGUGACUUUUUAAGGUUUUAAAGAGUUUAAAAGCACAAAUGGAACAAUGUUGGUCUGUUUACGUUUAUAUUUUUUCAAACAAACAUGAACCUUGUUUUGUUUUAUUCUUUAUUGUAUACCAGUAUUUGUAUUUUAUUUUUAUUUUUAUUGUGUUUCUGCUGUAAUGUUUCAUCUCUCAUCAUGUUGUUGUAGCUGCAGGGAAGAUUUGCAGAUAGUUUUCUAUUUUCUAUUUAUAUUGUUGCCAAAAUUAAAGUGAUAAAGAAAUGUU